GGCAGUUGAAAGGGUUGCCGUCCUUUACGUGCUGUGUAGUUACUUCAUUGCUUUUGCUCCUUCCGUCGCCGCCGUCGUCGUCGUGCUCCGUGAUCUUGUCUGGGAAUCUUGAGAUCGCGCAGGGCUCGUAGGAGAUGUGGCGCCGCUGCCUGCCGCAGACCUUGCUCUUCUCGAAGAAGGCAUCGUCGUCGAUCGGGGCGACGCCUAGAUUCCUCUCCAACAAUUCGGUUGGACAAUCUUCAUACACUAUCGUAGAUCACACAUAUGAUGCAGUCGUUGUUGGUGCUGGAGGUGCUGGCCUUAGAGCAGCUAUUGGUCUCUCGGAGCAUGGCUUCAACACAGCUUGCAUUACCAAGCUCUUUCCAACUCGCUCUCAUACAGUAGCCGCACAGGGUGGCAUAAAUGCAGCUCUGGGUAAUAUGUCAGAAGAUGAUUGGAGGUGGCAUAUGUAUGAUACCGUCAAAGGAAGUGAUUGGCUAGGUGAUCAAGAUGCCAUUCAGUAUAUGUGCAGAGAAGCACCAAAAGCAGUCAUUGAGCUGGAAAAUUAUGGUUUACCUUUCUCUCGGACUGAAGAUGGGAAAAUCUAUCAACGAGCUUUUGGAGGUCAAAGUUUGAAUUUUGGAAAAGGUGGCCAGGCAUAUCGUUGUGCAUGUGCUGCUGAUCGAACUGGUCAUGCGCUGUUGCACACACUAUAUGGUCAAGCGAUGAAGCAUAAUACUCAGUUUUUUGUUGAAUACUUUGCUUUGGAUCUUAUUAUGGAUAAGGAUGGGACUUGUCAGGGAGUGAUUGCCCUUAAUAUGGAGGAUGGGACACUUCAUCGUUUCCAUGCAACAAACACAAUUUUGGCCACUGGGGGUUAUGGUAGAGCUUACUUCUCUGCAACAUCGGCUCAUACAUGUACUGGAGAUGGCAAUGCCAUGGUUGCACGAGCUGGUUUACCCCUUGAGGAUCUUGAGUUUGUUCAGUUUCAUCCUACGGGCAUAUAUGGUGCUGGAUGCCUAAUUACUGAAGGAUCUCGAGGAGAAGGUGGUAUUCUUAGGAACAGUGAAGGUGAACGGUUUAUGGAACGAUAUGCUCCUACCGCAAAGGAUCUUGCAUCACGUGAUGUGGUUUCGAGAUCUAUGACAAUCGAGAUACGAGAAGGACGUGGUGUAGGACCGCUGAAGGAUCAUAUUUAUCUCCAUCUGAAUCAUUUGCCCCCGGAUGUUCUCAAGGAAAGACUUCCUGGGAUAUCCGAGACUGCUGCUAUUUUUGCUGGUGUCGAUGUCACUAAAGAACCCAUCCCUGUUUUACCCACUGUGCACUAUAAUAUGGGUGGAAUACCAACAAACUACCACGGGGAGGUGGUUCAGAUAAAGGGCAAUGAUCCUGAUGCAGUCGUUCCUGGUCUGAUGGCUGCUGGAGAGGCCGCUUGUGCAUCUGUUCAUGGAGCCAACCGACUUGGUGCAAAUUCACUCCUCGAUAUAGUGGUUUUUGGCAGAGCAUGUGCUAACAGAGUUGCCAAAAUCUGCAAACCAGGCCAGAAGCAGAAACCUCUAGAGAAAAAUGCUGCAGAAAAGACUAUUGCAUGGUUGGAUAAAUUAAGGAAUGCGAAUGGUUCAUUACCUACUUCAGAAAUACGUUUAAACAUGCAACGGGUGAUGCAAAAUAAUGCUGCUGUUUUUCGAACACAAGAAACACUUGAAGAAGGUUGUCAAUUGAUCGACAAGACAUGCGAAAGCUUUCACGAUGUUAAAGUCCAUGAUCGGAGUUUGAUAUGGAAUUCUGACUUGAUUGAGACCAUUGAGCUAGAAAAUCUUUUGAUUAAUGCAUCCAUAACAAUGCACUCUGCUGAGGCAAGAAAGGAAAGCCGAGGAGCUCAUGCUCGUGAAGAUUUUACGAAAAGAGAUGACCAGAACUGGAUGAAACAUACAUUGGGAUACUGGGAGAACGGAAAGGUGAGGCUUGCAUAUCGGCCUGUCCAUAUGAACACCUUGGAUGAUGGAAUCGAGUCCUUCCCGCCGAAAGCACGAGUUUACUAAGCUUGUAUGGAUUCCCACAUGUAUGGUGUUCCUAAACUGAUUGAGUUUUUAAUAAUGGAACAAUCUUCUUUUUUUUUUUUUUGUUGUAAUUCGUCAGAGAAAUCCUGAUAUGUAUGGACUACAUUCGAACCGUCUCAAAUGAGGCUCAACUUUGUAAUUUGACUCAAUUGAGGAUCAACUGCAUGAAUAAAUUCUGUAGGUUGGACUAAUUUUCCCCAA
Messenger RNA from Zingiber officinale, 2240 nucleotides. RefSeq names its product succinate dehydrogenase [ubiquinone] flavoprotein subunit, mitochondrial-like. Gene Ontology annotation, molecular function: electron transfer activity; flavin adenine dinucleotide binding; succinate dehydrogenase (quinone) activity. The coding region runs from base 135 to 2021 and encodes 628 amino acids. Gene Ontology annotation, biological process: mitochondrial electron transport, succinate to ubiquinone; tricarboxylic acid cycle. NCBI's taxonomy places the organism in Eukaryota, Viridiplantae, Streptophyta, Magnoliopsida, Zingiberales, Zingiberaceae. The record is from RefSeq and is a predicted model, not a curated record. The transcript is spliced from 16 exons.